This is a messenger RNA of Rosa chinensis, 1675 nucleotides long. RefSeq names its product mediator of RNA polymerase II transcription subunit 4. Gene Ontology annotation, molecular function: transcription coregulator activity. Bases 294 to 1517 code for a protein of 407 amino acids. The record is from RefSeq and is a predicted model, not a curated record. Gene Ontology annotation, biological process: regulation of transcription by RNA polymerase II. Gene Ontology annotation, cellular component: core mediator complex; mediator complex. The transcript has 3 exons. NCBI's taxonomy places the organism in Eukaryota, Viridiplantae, Streptophyta, Magnoliopsida, Rosales, Rosaceae.
CCACCCGGCAAGGGCAAUAGUUCCCCUAUUCUCCUUAAAACGGGAACCUUUUCAGGCUCUGUCUCUAUGUCACCGUCCCAGUCUCUCAUGCAAAUCGCAGGUGAUGAAAGCUUCACUCUUUCCAUUCCGUCGAUGAAACAGACCAAUCCCCAGCUUAUGAAGAGCUGUACAUAAGAAAAAGGAGAGUCCUUUAAGCAAAGCAACUUUGAAUUCUUGAAUUUUGCAGCUCACUGGUUCUACCUGGCUGUUACCGUCUCGGCUGAGUACUUUGAAGAAACAAGUGAAGUUCCACAAUGCUUCAACCGCAAAUUGUACAAUCCCCAGCUAGGCUAGGCCUAUCGAACCCCAAUUCACCUGCUUUUCAAAACCCUACCCCUCCAAAACUCCCUUUACAGCAGCAGCCUUCUUCUUCUGCUUCUGCUUCUUCUUCUUCACAGCAUUCCAAUCUCUCCCCAUCGCUGGUCUCUCUUCUCUCGCCCCUCCCAAGAGCCCAAUCCCUUCUAGUUCAAAUGGCCUCCCUCUCGUCUAAACUCUUUGAAGUGUCACCUAAUCGGUCCCUUUGGCUCAAUGCAUUCCGCGGUUCCUUCCCAACCUUCCUUUCUUCCCAAACCCAAUCUCAGUUUUCAAUCCCGCUUGAGAACUGUCCUUCCUCCACCAAAGAUGUCCUCUCCCAGUUCACAGCUCUUCAAACCCAACUCUUUGAGGCUGUUGCUGAACUCCAAGAAAUCCUUGAUCUUCAGGACGCUAAGCUGAAAAUUGCACAUGAAGUACGGUCCAAGGAUGUCUCACUUCUUACCUUUUCCAAGAAACUCAAGGAUGUUGAGCAGGUGCUUGAUAAUCUUGUUGAUGAUUACUCUGAUUUGUCCCGCCCCAAAAGGGUAAAAUUGGAUGAUGGUUCAGAAGAUGAUUCUUCAUGCGCUACUACUGUUUCAUCUCAGUUGAAUUUAUCAGAUAUUUUGUCAUAUGCGCAUCGGAUAAGCUACACAACAUUUGCACCACCAGAAUUUGGGGCUGGACAAGCUCCUCUUCGCGGAUCACUCCCACCUGCCCCGCAGGAGGAGCACAUGCGUGCUUCUCAGCUAUACAAUUUUGCAAACCUGGAUGUUGGUUUGCCCAAGACUGUAGACAGCACGGAGAAAACAAUUGAAGCAAUCAUAGAGCCCCCACCUCCUGCUCCAACAGAAGCCAAUCAAGCUCCAAACUUUGGUGCACUUCAAGGUCGGCUUCCUCCAAAUAUCACAAUUCCGUCUGGUUGGAAACCUGGGAUGCCUGUGGAGUUGCCUACCGAUUUUCCUAUGCCCCCACCUGGAUGGAAGCCUGGGGACCCAGUGCCUUUGCCCCCAGUGGGAUCUCUUCCAGUUCCUAAGGUCGAGGAUCAACAUUUACGGCCUAAACCUCAAGCAAUGCAUAAACCGCAAGAGCCAAUACAAGUUAUGCAUGUUGAACUGGAUAUUCCUGAUCAAGAUGAUAGUAGCGAUUAUAGUAGUGAUGAAGGAAGCUUUGAAGAUGAUGAUUAGCAGACUGUCCUUUUGUUCUGACUUCCGAAUGCAUAUGUGACUGCCGUUUUAGUAUUCCAUUUACGUUUCCCUUGAAUCUCAAUUUUGGUAUUUCAUGUACAUUGACUACAUUCAAAGUCCACUUAUUUUGAAUAUCAAUAGGUGCACUUGGUCCUUCC